Messenger RNA from Neurospora crassa OR74A, 2440 nucleotides. Its product is annotated as nuclear localization protein. Gene Ontology annotation, cellular component: nucleus. NCBI's taxonomy places the organism in Eukaryota, Fungi, Ascomycota, Sordariomycetes, Sordariales, Sordariaceae. The transcript is spliced from 3 exons. Gene Ontology annotation, molecular function: chromatin DNA binding. The record is from RefSeq and is a predicted model, not a curated record. Bases 135 to 1718 code for a protein of 527 amino acids.
CCGCGUCUCAGUAAUUUUGACAUCGUCACCUCCAAACCCCAAACACAACUCAACCGUCCGCCUUGCUCUGCGCCGACACUCCAAACCCCGAUCACAGUUUAUCGCCAAGCAUACAAUACGUUAGCUUCGAAAUCAUGCCUUCCCGGAGAUCAGGCCGCGCAGCCGCGAAACGCGCACAACAGGCCCUCGAAAGCACCCCAAAGACAUUCGAAGGCCUAGACGACGAGGAUGAGCCUAUGCCCGAUGCCGAUCAAGACGACGCCGAACCAUCACAACGAGACGGCGAGGAUGAUGUCGAGAAGGAUGAUGAGUCGGGUGGUGAUGGACACGAGGAAGAGGAAGCCCCAGAGGAAGACGAGUCGGGCAAGAGCCCAAGCCCUCCCCCAGAGCCUGUCAUCCGCCGCCGACGCUUGGGGCGACCACCCAAGAACCGACCUCCCGACUGGGACACUCUGCCGAUCGAACCCCCCAAUCGUGACGAAAACGCUCCUCGCCGUCGCGGUCGCGGAGGAUGGAGAGGCAGAGGCGGCCGCAAGGGCCAGCAUUUUCAACCAACCCAGCAAUCCAUUGACAAAGAUGGUACCGUUCUCGACAUUAUCAACGACGAGGUGGACCUUCCCGAGGACCCGGAGGGUGAGAAGAAGGUCGAUAAGCUAGGAAAUCUUCAGGAUGGUCGCGAGUAUCGUUGCCGUACAUUCACCGUUCUUGGCCGUGGAGAUCGUCUAUACAUGCUUUCAACCGAGCCAGCACGUUGUGUCGGCUUCAGAGACUCGUAUCUCUUUUUCACGAAACACAGAAAACUCUACAAGAUCAUCGUUAACGACGAGGAAAAGCGGGACAUGAUCGAGCGAGAAAUCAUCCCACACAGUUACAAGGGCCGUACGAUUGGUAUUGUGACAGCACGUUCAGUGUUCCGCGAGUUUGGCGCCCUAAUCAUUGUCGGCGGACGACGGAUCAUUGAUGACUACGAAGUCGCCAAGGCCCGUGAGGAGGGUGUCGUUGAGGGCGAGCUCGCCGAUCCCAACGAUAUUUUCGAACCAGGCAAGCCUUACAACAAGAACCAAUAUGUGGCGUGGCACGGUGCAAGCUCAGUUUAUCACUCGAAUAUACCGUCAGUACCACAGCAAAACGCCAAGGUCGCCCCAACCAAACGACGUGUUGCUGUCAACGACGUUAACUGGCAAUUGGAACAUGCUCGCGAAGCCAGUAACUUCAACAGCAUCCUCACCAGCGUCCGCCGCGCCAACCUGAACGGCGUCUAUGACAUUCACACUAACCAAAUGCACUACCCGCACAUCAUCCAACCUACACAUGCCCGCAUCACGCAGGUGGUAGACUCUGAAGACGCCUCGUCUUCGUCCUCAGAUCUUCCUCUUGUCAAGCCCUCCAUAUCCCGCAACUUCCUCAUCACCGACGUGGAAAUCGAGCUGCCACCCGCUGGCAUUUCCCCGGCCGCCUACGAGGUACCCUUCCGUACAUCGCCCGCCGAUCGGGCUGCCUCCGCGCGUGCCGACUUCCUGGCUCCCUUCAAGGGCUUGAGCGCCGUACCUGACGAUAUCAGGGAUCUGCUGCCCGAGGAAUGCAGGAAAGCUUUCGACAGUGCGGUGAAGAAUGAGGAGGAGUGGUUCGGCAAGUGGGGUGACGAGAAGGAUACGACGUGUCGCCGCGAGCCGGUGAUCGAUAAGGCUAUUGUGCCUUAUAGCAUGAAUAUCAUGUGAGGAGGCAUUGUGGAUUUUCGACAGAUGUCGCGUCUGAAGACCUGUACACAGACAUUAGCUUGUCGUUCUUGUUUGGAUACAAGCUUAGAUUGUCGUGAUGACGAAUGGUCUAUUGCAUUUGGUCAGUUCAGGCUCAGCCAUUUGCCUUCCACUAGUCUAGUAGACUGCAUUGGAACUGGUAUGGACGUGACGAAGAACCACACUGAAAGGGGUUUUCUGGGGAUAUCUUUAUGCUCUCGGUAUUUCACUUUCAAGAUGAUGAAGGUUAAGGGACCCGGAUGACUUGCGAUGCGCUCGGGCUGGGAGCAUCCGAAGAGGGGACAACUGUAACGAAAAGUGGAAACCACGUUGGUCGUUGGGGAGGUGGUUCUCAUCCAUCAUUGAUUUUCCAUUUUGUUUGCCCUACUGGUUUUCAUCUCAAUGCUUACAGGUCGAGUAUCUGUCAGCUGAGCCAUUGCGGGUUAGAGCAAGGGAACGAGGAAGUGCUUGGUAACUUCUUGUCUAUUUAUAAUAUACCCAGCUUGUAGACAUCUUCUCAAGUUCCUCUGUGUACUGCCCAUGGUGUCCAUGGCUGCGCUGAUCAGGGUGAUUGGAGAUUGGUGAUUGGUGAAUUGAACUUCGUCUCACUCAUUAGACAACGACUGAAGCUACUGCUGCUGUCUAUAUCAACAAGACCAAACCUAGGGCCACAUCAUCUCAUGUUGGGUAAUGACAAUAUGAUU